AUGGAUAUCCUGGAGGUAGAUGCCCAGUACAGGAGAAAGGUUGCAGCUAAUAUAAGGAAUCAGCUGUAUCACCUGCUACCUUUCUUGGCCUCCUGCGUCCUCUAUUUUGCCCUCAGUCUCCUCGAACCCAGUGUGCUGAGCACUGUUGUCAAAUGCCUCCCAACACUCUCUUUGGCGUUCUUUGUGGCUGUCCAGUCCCACAGUACCGGAGCCUGGACGCCAUAUAGCCGGCGGUUAUUUCAAGGCCUGCUGUUCUCAGUGGCGGGAGAUGCCUGUUUGGUGUGGCCACAGCUUUUUCUUCCAGGACUGGCUGCCUUUGCUUUGUGUCAUGUCUCCUACAUCGCUGCAUUUGGCUGGUCUCCCUUUCGGCCCUUCACCUUCAUCCUUAUGGCAAUUUUUGUGACCACGUCUUACAUUAUCUUCUUGCUACCCUGUCUUGAAGGCAUCUAUAUAUGGGCCACUGCGGCCUACACAGGCUUAAUUGGCAUCAUGGUCUGGUGUGCUUUGUCCAGGCCAGAACAUCACCUCAGCACUUCUGUUGGCAGCCUCUUCUUCCUUGUGUCUGAUCUCCUUGUGGGAAUCAGUAAGUUCUGCUCCUCCCUACCUCACGCUCGCCUCUUGAUCAUGACCACCUAUUAUACAGCCCAGGGUUUGAUUUCACUUUCUGUGGCCUGCCAGAAGGUCCACUGGAAGUCUAACUGA
Messenger RNA from Pogona vitticeps (central bearded dragon), 702 nucleotides. It is a transcript of the gene TMEM86B, whose product is annotated as transmembrane protein 86B. Gene Ontology annotation, molecular function: hydrolase activity. The record is from RefSeq and is a predicted model, not a curated record. Gene Ontology annotation, cellular component: membrane. Lineage: Eukaryota; Metazoa; Chordata; Lepidosauria; Squamata; Agamidae.